Molecule: messenger RNA, 3606 nt
Organism: Phoenix dactylifera (date palm)
Lineage: Eukaryota; Viridiplantae; Streptophyta; Magnoliopsida; Arecales; Arecaceae
Product: proline-rich receptor-like protein kinase PERK12
Biological process (GO): protein phosphorylation
Molecular function (GO): ATP binding; protein kinase activity
Source: RefSeq, a predicted model, not a curated record
AACGGUCAAUGACGGUCGAGAUGGAGAGGAAGCCACUCCCGUUGGGUUUCCCGCCAAGCGAUCCCAGAUUUCGGUAGGUCCGCGACGGUAGCAGGCGGAGAGUUCAGAAAGCAACCGAGUCAAGGAUCGCCACUCAUAAAUGUAGAUGAGUCCAGCGCUGUGCCGGGGACACGUGGGAGCGUCGCAAGCCUAGGCAUGGGCCCGUUGAUUCGGGCGGCCAGGACCCAAUCCGUUCUGCUAUCCGGAGGCUAAAAACUCGGAGUCAGUUCAUCGUCGACGGCCGAGCUGAUGUCGAGAAAGUUUUCGGCUGGUAUUUUUGGUCUAUUUUUGGAAAUUUUUGCUGAAAGAUUUGGACCAUUCGGUCGGAUUCUUGUCGGGAAAUUUCCAUCUCAAGGCCGCCAAUGGUGGAUUACAAGGCUAGAUUGGAGGAAUCGAAGCUCGGUACUCGGAAGGAGGAGGAGGAGGGGAGGACCCAGGAAAGGGCGAAGAAGAGGUAGAGUUUGGUUCUUCCUAGGGCUUGGAUUCUUCAUGGCUUCUAUUUCUUGACUUUUCCCCCCUAAACUAAGCUUUUUCUGGGUGAAUUUCCUUGAUUAUUUUCAUGGAAUUUAUUCAUUUUUAUGUGAAUUCUUGUCAUCAUCUGGAUCCGUUGGGAUCCCUGGAAUGUAGCUUCUGGCCUUGUGAUUUCUAGGGUUAGGGUUCUUCGAACAUAGACUCUGUACCCCAGAUUUGCUCUCAUGUCCACAUUAUUGGGGAAUUUGAAGGGUUUAUUUAGCGUCGUGACUUCUUAGCAAGAAGAGAACCCUACCAAUAAGCACAAUGGUGUGUUGAUUGCUCUAAAAUUUCAAUUUUCAGUUGAAGACGUAAUAAUUGUGAAUUUAUCAGUCUAUGUUAGUAGGAGAAAAGAUACGAGGCAUUUAAUUUGUUUGAAGAUUGAAAAUUGAUGCUCUUCUCUUUCCAUAGAAAGGAAAAGUACAAAGAGAGAGAGCGAGAGAGAGAGGAAAUUGAAAGGGAGGGUUGGAGGGUUCAUCUGUGCUACAAGGAUUCUUUUGCCCUCAGAGGGGACUUUGUGUGGGUCUUCUGUUGAAAAUAUUUGUGCUAACCCAAGAGGAGGCAAAAAAAAGCUGAUUGACAAGUCAGAUGUCGAAUUCUGCUCCACCUCCAAGCUCCUCUUCUAAAAUUGAUAAGUCAUCUCCUCCUUCUCCAGAUAACAAAUCCCCUCCACCUUCAUUGGAAUCUAAAACCCCUCCGCCUUCUUUGGAUUCUAAAGUACCUCCACCUUCACAUUCAACUUCUCCGCCAAAAUCUCCCCCAAGCUCAGAUGGAUCAAGUUCUCCACCACCAAAGUUAUCACCUCCAGCUCCCUUGCCAAAUGACUCCCCUUCUCCCCCUCCUGACCCAUCUAAGUCCCCAUCAAAUGGAACUUCAUCUUCAUCAGCUCCACCAUUUUCACCCCCUCCUCCUCCUCCUCCCGGUAAUCAUAAUCGGUCAGCUCCUCCUCCACCUCACUCCCCUCCUCUUUCACCUGCUGUUACUUCGCCACCUCCAAAUGCUAAAUUGAAUACUCCAAGCCCCCCUCCACCAGAGCAGUCACCACCUAAUGGCUCCCCUCCAUCCCCUCCUCCGCCUGAUUAUUCAUCUAGCUCGUCAUCAUCUAAAAGUAAUCCCCGUCCUCCAUCGAAGUCAUCACCUCCCCCUCCUUCCUCUCCUUCCCUUCGUGAAAAUGGGGAAUCAGGUGGCAGUUUGGGCACCAUUGCUGGGUUGACAUUUGCAGGAAUUCUAGUUGUAUUAGCUGUCGUUUUCUUUGUGUUCUUAAGGAAGAGGAGGAGAAGAUUCGGUGAGUAUAAUUACUACAGAUCACCUAACAAUUUCUCUGUAAAAUCAGAUGGAUAUUACUAUAGACAGUCAAAUAUACAAGGAAGUUCUGCUCACUCAGAUACAUAUUAUGCACCAGGAACAACACCAGCUCAUCUUGCUGCCGCAAAUGCCCAUGGAAGUUAUAGAGGUCAUGGGUAUUACCCGGGGCACCCAGAUCAUGCUGGACCCAAGUCAUGCUUCAGUUAUGAAGAGAUAAUGAGCAUAACAAAUGGCUUUCCUCCAGAAAACAUCCUAGGUGAGGGUGGUUUUGGAUGUGUGUAUAAGGGCUGGCUGCCCGACGGGAGAUGUGUUGCAGUGAAACAGCUCAAGGCUGGUAGUGGACAAGGAGAGAGGGAAUUUAGAGCAGAAGUUGAGAUAAUUAGUCGUGUUCACCAUCGUCAUUUGGUCUCUCUGGUGGGUUGCUGUAUAGCUGACUAUCAUCGACUGCUUGUAUAUGAGUACCUCCCUAAUAAAACUCUUGAACACCAUUUACAUGGGGAGGGGUUGCCUGUCAUGGAUUGGCCAAAAAGACUGAAACUUGCUAUAGGCUCUGCUCGUGGAUUGGCAUAUUUGCAUGAAGACUGCCAUCCUCGCAUUAUCCACAGGGACAUCAAAUCGGCUAAUAUUCUUUUGGACAACGAUUUUGAGGCAAAGGUUGCAGAUUUUGGGCUUGCCAAACUCUCGAAUGAUACUCACACCCAUGUGUCCACUCGUGUUAUGGGGACAUUUGGGUAUUUGGCACCAGAAUAUGCAUCUAGUGGAAAAUUAACUGACCGAUCUGAUGUAUUUUCAUUUGGCGUCGUGCUUCUAGAGCUUAUUACAGGACGCAAACCUGUAGAUCCAAAUCAACCUUUGGGGGAUGAAAGUUUAGUUGAAUGGGCUCGACCCCUCCUUAUUCAUGCUCUUGAAAUAGGGGAUUGUUCAGAACUAGCGGAUCCAAGGCUUGAGAACAAUUAUGUAAAGAGCGAGAUGUUUAGAAUGAUCGAAGCAGCUGCUGCAUGUGUUCGUCAUUCCGCUUCUAAACGACCUCGCAUGGUGCAGGUGGCGAGGGCAUUGGAAAAAGGAGAGCCGACUGAUCUAAGCAAUGGGGUGAAAUUUGGUCAGAGCACAGUGUUUAAUUCUGGCCAGUACUCAGCAGACAUCCAAAAAUUUCGUAUGAUGGCAUUUGGAAGUGACAGCUCUGACUUUGAUGAAUCUGGGGAGUAUGAUCGCCGGAGCGCAGCAUGCAGUGGUGAAGUCCGCAGUAGAGAGAUACCUCGUGGGCCACCGAAUCCACGGGGACCUGGAGAACCCAAGUCAGGGGAGUAGUAUAACGGUCAUGAAUCAGAGACUCGUAGCGUGAAUCCCCGAGGCAGAGAGAGCUGUGGAAAUCAUCAGUGCAAUCGAAGGGGAUUCCCAUGACUCAAAUGUCGAGUCUUGAGAGGAGGUUUGUGCCUGCGUUGUGCUGCCUUGAGAGGAGGCAAAUUUGAGCCACCAGGCAGACAUCGGAAGAAGGGCUACUGCUGUUCUGGAUUGCUACGGAAUGAUGCUAGGCGAUCAAAAACAGGGUUCCCAAUCCAUGGUGACUUAAUGGUUAUCUCCACAAAGCGAACUAGAUGUACCAUAUUGUGCAAUCCAUUAUCACAUUUUUCCAUUCUGCAUUUCCCCUUUUCCAGGGAGCAGAAUCUGGGGUUCUCUCCCUGUUCUUUUCCUGUUACUGAUUGUACCGACGCUCGAGAAAGAAAGGAUCUGCUUAUUUAAAUCUUCUGGUCA